ACAUGGACAGGGCCAGGGAGAGAGUAACCUACUUUCAGAACUAUUGGGUACAUGGUCCUACUUGGGUACUUGGUUCUGAUUAGACAUGACGUACCUGUAGGAUCGACGUCCCAAAUUCCACAACAAGAAUAAGAAGGUCCCCUGUGUAUCAGGACCGUUCCAGCCCAGUGGCGUCGUCACCAGCACAGACGAUACCAUAUCAACAGACCGACCUGCUGAAUACUGACUGUUAUAAACUGUUCUAGUCCAGACUGUUGUUUCAAGUCAACAGAGCCAGCCAAUUGGCAGUCUACCCGUCUCAUCAUGGCAACAAUGGAGCCUGUGGCCAACCGACAGAGCUCAGCUGACUCAUUGGACGAGUGGGCCAGCGAGGUUUGGGGCAUGGAGGAGGGCGAAAUGGACCCUCCUCCUCACCCGUUGGUCAAACAGGCACCCAGGGCAAAGUCAGAAGACCUGGGGUCAGAAUCUCCAGAUGCUCCAAAGCCUAGACCCCAAGUGUCUCCCUCAAGUGAGAACCUUACAGACUCAACAAACAAAAUGGCAGAAGUGGUUCCUAAAAUGGAGCAGGAGGCACUUUCUGGGGUAAAUCAGGUGCCUAGUAGUAGAAUUCAGGUGGGUGAUAGUGAAUUGAAACGAGACCUUAAAAUGAUAGAUGACAAUCACUGUGAGAAGGAGGAAGAUGCCGCUGCUUUUCGGUCGCCUCUUGCCUGCACUGGCCAAGCCUCACCUGCAGAGGGCGCUCCAGAGACCCAGCCACGUGCAUUGGAGGAGGAAGAAGAAGAAGAGGAGACCAUUGACUGUAUCAGUGAUGGUAAGGUGGAGGUGAUCUCUAACUCUGUAGAGGAGGAAAUGUCAUCAUCUGACAGCCAGGGUAGCCAGGAGUGGCCUUCGAGAUCUCACCUUGAUGACGUUGUGGAGGAAGACAAAGAAGAAGAAGAUGGUGCCAAGGAAGACAAAGUAGAGGAGUUUCAGUCUGUUGAGAUGAUGGAAAAUGGCGCUGUGCGGUUGGAGUUGAAUCCAGCUAGUAGUGAAUUUGAGCAGAGGCUGUCAGAGACGGUGUGUGCUACUGAGAAGGCUUCUGUAGAAGGGGGUCCUGUUGAAACUAGCAGUAGCCCCCCAUCAGUGCAGGUAGCUGACAAGCAAGAGGUUAGUGAGUGCCCAAUCAGUGGUGACAGAGAGAAGACAAUGUCAGACAAUAACAACCAUGAUACUAUGAAGGCUGCUGAAACUAGAACUACCACCCACUCUCCACUAAAAAGAGAGAGUUCCGAUGACAUAUUCUCUGAGUCCCCGGAAAAUCCUGAAUCAGCUCUUGCCGGUGAUGGAGAGGAGAACCAGAGUGUUGACUCCAAGUCUUUAGACAUCAGCUCAGCCCGGAGGCAAUGGGUUAGGCUGGACAGUACCAGAAGCAAACUCCCUCAGCCUGAGCAAUCCACCUCCUCUAGAUCCUCCUCUUGUAGCCACCUAGUAGACCUGGCUCAGCCCCCGGGUGUAGUUACACCAGACAAACAGCAGGGGGAGCAGUUGUUACGAAAUGUCACUGCUGCUCUGACGCAUCAUAGUAACCAGGAAGUGGCAGCACAACAGGUGUUCAAGGGAGCAACUCUGGCUCCGCCCCUGGCGACAGUCGCCAAGGAGCCAGCUAAUCAGGUCAAGGCAGAUCUCCUUGGCUCUGGCUGUGUUGUAGUGAAAGAGCAGGCGGGUGGAGAGAGAAAGGUGGGAAAGAGGGAGGGAGACAACAGGCAAACAGGUGAAGAGAGAGGGCAGAGAGCGAGUGGACUUGGCACAGCGGGCGAGGCAGACAGGAAGAAAAAAGAGAAACGGAGCGAAGAAAAGAGGACAAACUCUGGGUUGUUGAUGUCGAGAGACAGUCACAGCAAAGCUUCAAAGAUGAAGUUGGGAAACAACUUGUUCGAUGACAACCAGAGUGACAGCGGCGUAUCUGCCGACUUCUCCCCUGGUAGUACUGUGGAGCUCCAAACCACCACCUCCACCCCCACCCUCACCUCGCCUCCGGCCGACGAGACCCCCAUCGAGAGGGAGAUCCGUCGGGCAGUGCAACGUGAGCAGUCCCUCAGGAGAUCCAGGGGCCUCCACAACAAUCCUCCCACCCAGGAAUAUGUGGACAUCCCCCUAAGGAAGUCAGUCUUGACUGAGACCCUUCCUUCCAAGUCGGACAAGAGCCAGGGGGGGAAGGACCGUCUGUUUGCGGGGAAGAAGAUGCAGAAGGAGAUCAGUGUAGAGACCCAGAGGGAACAGGUCCUGGUUCGACUAGGGAAAGUUAGAGGUUCCUAUGACAAGGGGACAGUACGCCAGCUCAAGGAAAGGAAGAAGUUAUUCGAAGCUUUCCAGGAGCCCAAGGAGACAUCCUCGAUGAUACUGUCCCAGAGCAAGGCACCCUCCUGGGCUUCGGCGAGUGACCUCUCCACCCUGGAGAUCCAGGGGAACGACGCUUCAUCCGUGUCCUUUGUCGGAGGCUCGUUCGGGGAGAGAAGACGUAGUAGCCUGGAGCUGAUGUCCCAGACCCAGAACCAGAGCCCCUCCGGAACACCUAAAGGCAUCACCUACACCCCUCAUGGGGCCCCUGUCCCCCGGGGCCCCACUCUCUCCGAGAGCGCCGGGGGCCAGAUAAUCAUCCUGGAUAACCACCACCACCUGGUUCUCCCCGCUCCGGCCCACGUCCACCACGUCUCCAAGCCCCUCAGGCACUCCCACAGUACGGGCACGCUCACCGAGACACAGGGCCUCACCGUGGUCGACUCCGCUUCUAUAUACUCCUCAACCAGUGCACUCAGCGGAGAAGAGAGAAGGGGGUUUUGGAGGGAUGAGGAUGGAGGGAGGAUGGAUCAGGAGGAGGAGGAGGAGGAAGAGGAGGUUCCAAAGGAGAACCCCUUCUUCAAGCUGCGCUCCUCAUCGGUGUCUCAGGACAAGGUGGAGCAGGAUAUCCGGGAAGCCAGGGAGAGAGAGAAGGAGCUGCGGAGGCAGAGGAGCAGUCUGUACGGGAAGGAGGAGGAGGAGGGGGAGGCCAGCCAGUAGGGAGGUACAGAGUCCCACUUCUCCUCCUCCACCUCUACUACUACAGAACGGACUGGUGACCCCUGAACUAUCUGUUACCCCCUCAUCGCGGACAGCCUCUGCAACACCAACAGCACGACAGUCUCUUGGGAAGCUGGGCAUGUGGCCUCCACCACAGACAGAUGAGUAUCCGGAUAGUCAAUCAGAGGUAUGUUAUAUCCUUCCCUCACCAAACGUAAUCUAUAUAGGCCCAGGAGUUUUCCUGAGUAGGUAAAAGGUCGGGGCUUAAUCAUACGCUUUGACGAGCGCUCUUAGAACCGGACGAAACACUGGGGGCUCAAAGUUUAUUUCCUGGUUAAGUCACAAGGUCAGUAAAACCACCUGGCCUUAACAUACGGUCGCCACUAGUUAUCACAGCCACAAAGUCUAAACAAUGCCUAUUUCUUCUAAAAAUGAUAUUUUAAACCUAACCCCAACCUUAUCCCGGACUUUAACCACACUGCUAACCUUAUCCCUAACUUUAACCACAUUGCUAACCUUAUCCCUAACUUUAACCACACUGCUAAC
Oncorhynchus gorbuscha (pink salmon) is the source of this 3582-nucleotide messenger RNA. RefSeq lists its product as uncharacterized. Lineage: Eukaryota; Metazoa; Chordata; Actinopteri; Salmoniformes; Salmonidae. The record is from RefSeq and is a predicted model, not a curated record. The coding region runs from base 304 to 3036 and encodes 910 amino acids. The transcript is spliced from 3 exons.